AUGCUUAUUAUUGGUCUGAUCGGUUCAUUGGCAAGCGGCAAACAUUUCAUAGCUGAUAUUUUUCGUAAGAAACAUGGCUUUAUUGCACUUGAAUACAAAGAUUUCAAGAGUCAAAAACAGGAUGCAGCUAAAGAAUGUCUCGAAAAGGUGAAGGAAGCAUGGCCAAAGAAUAUCGUUGUCAUCGGUAUAGAUUCGCUGAAGACAUUAACAAAAAUGCGGGAUAAUCCUCAAUUCUUUGGUAUUGGCGUCGAAGGACCAGUGAUAUUACGUUUUCAACGUCGUAAACACGCGAUACUCGAUUCUUUAGAAAAAUUUGUACAAGUGGAUGAUUUUUUACAAUUUGGAGUGAAGUCGCAUGAAUCCGAUUUUGAAAAGCUAUUGGUUAGAUUACAUUUAGAGGAUGAAGAUCUUUCACCUUUAAAUAAAUGUAUGGAUAGCUGUGAUCUACGAUUGAUUAUUAAUACAAACGAUCAAGCGGAUUUGGAAAGCAAAAUAGAGAAAUUGUUAACAGUAGAAUCAAAAGCUCAACAAUUAACCACAACACAUUUGUUGUGUCCAAACUGGGAUGUUUACUUUUCAAUGGUCGCUUGGAUCACAGCCUCUCAUGGUAAUUGCGUACGCCAUCGUGUUGGAUGCAUCAUUGCUGAUACAGAUCAACGCAUUGUUGCAGCUGGUUAUAACGGUACUCCAGAUAAUAUAAAAAAGUGUGAUCAAGGUGGAUGUGAACGUUGUUGGGAUAUGUCUAUUGACUCAGGUGAACGAUUGGACGAAUGCAUUUGCAUUCACGGAGAAGAAAGUGCACUAUUAGAAGCAGGUCGACGUCAGUGUUGCGGUGCAACCUUGUAUGUUACCCAUAGUCCCUGUAGACAAUGUUCAAAAAAAAUUGCACAAAGUGGUAUAAAACGUGUUGUUUAUUCUCAGGAAUACUCUUCUGGUUUGGAACGUGUUCGUAAACUGUUCAAAGAAGCAGGUAUUGAACUGGUCAAACAAGAAUUGCAAACCGUUCCUCGAUUAAUCAAGCUUAUUUGA
Messenger RNA from Adineta ricciae, 1029 nucleotides. Lineage: Eukaryota; Metazoa; Rotifera; Eurotatoria; Adinetida; Adinetidae. The record is from the annotation of a GenBank genome assembly.